Molecule: messenger RNA, 1028 nt
Organism: Erythranthe guttata (spotted monkey flower)
Lineage: Eukaryota; Viridiplantae; Streptophyta; Magnoliopsida; Lamiales; Phrymaceae
Source: RefSeq, a predicted model, not a curated record
AACUUGUGAAUUUCCCAAUAUUUAAUUAUCCAAACUAAAUAUUAAUUAUGUAAAAGAAAAGGACCAAAACCUAAUACAGAUAAAAACUAAAAUGGUCCUAACUGAUGUAGUAAAAGACAUGGAAAAUGACCAACUAGUUGAAAUUGAAAUAAAUGAAUGGCUAUUUAUACACCAACUCAAUAGUGUAUACCACCAUAUAUUCUUAAAGAACACACACACACACACACACACACACACACACACACACACACACUAGUGAAGAAAUAUGAAUCAUGAGUACAAGGGAUCAGAUGAUGAGAGGAGAUGGUGUUAUAAUCAUCCAAAAGAGUUGGUUGUAGGAAUAUGUGCAUUGUGCUUGAAUGAAAGACUCUUGCUUCUUCUAUCUUCUUCUUCUUCUUCCAAGUUUGCCCAUCUUCACAAAACACGCAAGCAUUGUCGUCUCGCUCUAGCUAACAUCUUUGCCCUUACAACUUUGCUCGAUCGUCUCCACUUUAAACACCGUAAAUCCGAUCGCUAUUGUUGCCACACUUCAUCAACUACUCCCGGAGACUCAUUCAUAUCAAUAAAGUUUGAAGACAAUGGUGUUGCCACAUGGGACAAGGACAAAAAAUCGAAAAUGCCACAUCACCAUCACCAUCACCAGCAGCAGCAGCAAGACAAGAAGAUCAAGGCUAGUAGCGUGGUGCCCGAUAACUCAAAACCACGAGCUGCGCUGAGGUGGCGGAAGGGGAUUGGCCAAGUCUUCCAGCUCAUCAGCUGGAAGAGGUCCAGCAAAGGCAAUAUGUGCCAUGUGGGCACAAAGCCUAUUAGAAGGACCAAAGCUUAAAAUUGUGGGUGGAUAAGGACCCCAAAUUAAAAGGGCUCUUUUUCUAUACAGAAAAGGAACCCUUGAUGCUUUAUUUUUUAUUUUUUAAUUAAAAAAAAAAAAAGCCAUGUUCUUGAAAUAUUCAUCUGUGCACAAAGGCAUUGUCAUUUGUAAGCCACGUAAUUAACUUAAUUAUAAAAGCCAUGUUAUUUCUGCAAAGUAA